UUUUUCCCUCGCUUGGGGAAUAACCUCUAAGUAAUGUCAAAAUUCAAAUGUUCCAAAACAGAAAAUUUUAUAUUUAUUUUGGUUUUAAUACAAAUUAACUGAAAUUUUGGGCCCAUUUAUAUCUUUGAAAACUCAACUCUAACAAUGCAUUACUUCUUAUCAGAAAAUUAUGGAAUAUUAUGAAAUGAAUAAUGUUUAUUAAAAUGGCACAUGCUCACAGAGUGAUAGUUUUGAUUGAUAUGGAUUGUUUUUAUUGCCAAGUGGAAGAAAAAUUGAACUCCAGUUUGAAAGGGAAACCUAUCGCUGUUGUUCAGUAUAAUGCUUGGAGAGGGGGAGGGAUAAUCGCAGUCAACUAUCCGGCCAGAGGAAUGGGUGUCACAAGGCAUAUGAGGGGUAAUGAGGCAAAAGAGAAGUGUCCAGAGAUCGUUUUAGCAAGAGUUCCACAAGUUCGUGGCAAAGCUGAUUUGACAAAGUACAGAGAGGCAGGAAAGAGAGUUGCAGAAGUAUUACAAACUUUCACAUUACGUCUUGAAAGAGCAUCCAUAGAUGAAGCCUAUCUGGAUAUUACAGAACUUGUUGAUAGAAGAAAGAAUGAUGCCGAAUCUAGUGGAUAUUUGUCUAUUGAUAGAAUGAAAAAUACCUUUGUAGUUGGUUAUGACACCCAGAACUUUUUAGAAAAUAUGGAAUUAUCUGAAAGCAAUUUCAGAUUAGCUCUUGGGGGAGUUAUUGUAGAAGAAAUAAGAGAAAAAGUGUUCAUCGAAACAGGUUAUGAAUGUUCAGCGGGAAUAGCACACAAUAAAAUUUUGGCCAAACUUGUAUGCGGAUUACACAAACCAAAUAAACAAACUAUAUUGCCCCAAGAAUCGGUAGAAUUAUUGUAUAAAGAUUUAUCAGUUAAAAAAAUUAAAAGUUUAGGAGGUAAAUUUGGAGACCUUUUGUCUGAGGAACUUCAAAUAUCUAACAUGGGAGAACUUAUACGAUUCAGCGAAAAAGAAUUGAUUAAAAGAUUUGAUGAAAAGAAUGGUAAAUGGUUAUUCAAUAUUGCCAGAGGAAUUGACUUGGAUCCAGUAACGACGAGACUUGUUUCGAAAUCCAUUGGUUGCUGUAAAAGAUUUCCUGGAGUAAAUUGUUUGACCACUCAAGAUGAUGUAGAACAUUGGUUGAAUGAAUUGGCUUCAGAAAUUUCCGAGAGGCUGGAGAAGGACUUGGAAGAGAAUAAUAGACGGGCAAAGCAGAUGGUCAUUAGUUUUGCACAGAAAAUUAAUAAAAAGGAGAUAAGUAGUUCCCGCACGCACUACCUCAGUUGUUACGAUCAAAGAAAAAUUGUCCAAGACAGUAUAGAAGUUGUGAGAAAGUUCUGUCAAAAUAUUGACGGGUCAUACAAAAUAACAUUCCUUGGAAUAAGCGUCGGAAACUUUCAAGACACUAAAAGUAAUAUGAAUAUAACAUCAUUUUUCAAAAAAGUUAGUCCAUCUCAGAUAUCUUCCACAGAUGAAACCUUUCAUGGGAAAAUAAAAAAUGGGAUAUCUCUUGAAAAUUCAGCAUCUUAUUCUGAUGCAAAAUUUCCUUUUUCAUCUCAUCAAGAUGAAAGCGAAAUUGAGAAUGAAGUCAAUCCAAUAGAUAAAGAGUGUGAUCCGGAAAAUCUGUCAGUAUAUUCUGCUUCAACUGAUGAUCUUGAUGAAGAGCCUACAAAUUAUAUUUGCUAUGAAGAUAUUUAUCCUGAGUCAGUUUCUAAAAGUCCUCUUAGUAAUUCAUUCGAGGUAACUUCCAAUGUUCACAACGAAUCAGUUUUCAGAGAAAUUAAUUUCCUUGAGAAUAGUGAAGAGGAAGAUAAAAGCAAAAUAUCUACCCAGUCUUUUUUUAAUGAGUACUUUGAAAAAUCUCUUGAAAGUGGCGUAUCGAUGAUUGAACCUAAGUAUAGUGAAGAUGAAAAUCGUGUAAAUGUCUCAAUGCCUGAAGAAACUUCUGACGAAAUUUUUCAGAAUGUGCAAAGUUAUACAAAUUGUGAUGAACGUGUCUGCCCUAAAUGUAGUAAACAAAUUGAAAUCACUGAGAUGCAAUCACAUAUGGACUUUCACUUUGCUCUAGAAAUAGUAAAACAAGAGGCACAUUUGUAUGCACCUCAAAAACGCCUCCAUAUAGAAAAAGGAGUUGAUAUACAUAAAAACAAAGGUAAAAGAAAAAUAUCACCUGAAGUGAAAUCUUCACUAAAAGGUGCGUCAUCUAAGACUAGCUUGAAAAGAAAAGUCAGUAAUGCCAAACCGAUAUCAUCAUUUUUCGCAAAGUCUGAGAAACUGAACGAAGAAAAUAGCAAAUAUUGUUCUGAUUGCGACAAAAGGAUUCCACUGCCUGACUUCUCAAUUCACACAGAUUAUCAUGUGGCAAAAAGAAUUCAUGUUGAAAUGAAUGUGUCUCUGCCACAAUUAAAGAAUGGAAAUUAGUCAAAAAAUGUACUGUCAAGAAUAGAAAGAAUUUUAUAGUUUUGAAAUUUUAGCACUUUUUAGCUUUCAUUCGGUCAUGUAUAUAUUUUUAUAAUAAAUGUUUGCUGCACAAAGUACUUUCUGA
Molecule: messenger RNA, 2565 nt
Organism: Leptinotarsa decemlineata (Colorado potato beetle)
Lineage: Eukaryota; Metazoa; Arthropoda; Insecta; Coleoptera; Chrysomelidae
Product: DNA polymerase eta
Biological process (GO): error-prone translesion synthesis; response to radiation
Cellular component (GO): replication fork; site of double-strand break; nucleus
Molecular function (GO): DNA-directed DNA polymerase activity; damaged DNA binding
Source: RefSeq, a predicted model, not a curated record